AUGUCUUCAAGUUUGACUGUUACGGGCAUUUACGGCCGCCAAAUUACAAUUCCGGCGGGACUCUUUAUCCACAAUGAAUUCGUCCCCUCAUCGACCGGCCAGACGCUAGGUGUGGAAAAUCCCUCGACUGGCACACAACUUGGAAGAAUCUCCGCCGCAGGCCCGGAUGAUAUCAACAAAGCUGUUGAGUCCGCCAAGUCAGCCUUCAAAACAUGGAGAAACGUUCCAGGACCUGUCAAAUCCCAGCUGUUGCUCAAACUUGCAGAUCUGCUCGAACGCGAUGCGGAAGAGCUAGCAUCGCUGGAGGCCAUCGAUGCCGGCGUGCUGUAUACCGAUUCCAUUGGAAUGAACAUCCCUCAGGCCGUCGGCUGCUUGCGAUACUAUGCAGGCUGGGCGGGAAAAAUUGAUGGCAAGACACUUGAUAUGGAUGGCGGAAUUGCCUAUACUCAUCGUGAGCCUUUGGGUGUUUGUGGCGCGAUCGUGCCUUGGAAUGCUCCACUCAUGAUUACAAUUUGGAAGCUGGCCCCUGCUCUGGUCACUGGUAAUGUUUUGAUCAUCAAGCCUUCCGAGCUAUCCCCACUAUACGCCCAGAAGCUUGCCGAGCUGGUGAAAGAGGCAGGCAUUCCUCCUGGAGUUGUGAAUAUCGUUGCUGGAGAGGGUGCCAGCGCGGGUCAAGCUCUGUCGGAACAUAUGGAUGUACGCAAGAUCGCAUUCACCGGUAGUGAUCUUUCCGGCCGCAAGAUUUUACAAGCAGCAUCCCGGACCAACCUCAAGAAGGUCAGUCUUGAACUCGGCGGCAAAGGGCCAUCGAUUGUCUUUGACGACUGCGAUAUUGAGAACGCUCUUCUCUGGACUCGCAUUGGAAUCACAGCCAACAAUGGGCAAAUCUGUGCGGCUGGGUCCCGCAUCUACGUCCAGGCCUCUAUUUACGAUCGAUUUAUCGAGGCUUACAAAAAGGCUGCCAUGGACGCUCCGACAGUCGCCGGUGAUCCUUUAGAUGCGUCUACUACAAAGGGGCCGGUGGUUAGUCGUGUGCAGCAUGAGAAAAUUCUCGACUUCAUCCGUCAAGGAAAGGAAUGUGGAGCUAAGCUUCUAUUCGGUGGUGAGCGGAUCGGUAAUACGGGAUACUUUGUCGAAAAUACUGCUUUCGCGGACGUUGGUGAUGAUGCAACAAUCAUGCGAGAGGAGAUCUUCGGUCCUGUUGCUAGUAUUUCCAAGUUUACCACGGAGGAAGAAGCCAUCUUCAAAGCCAAUAACUCCCAUCACGGCCUCAGUGCGGCCAUCUUUACCAGCAAUCUGAACCGUGCCCAUCGCGUGACCAAGGAACUCGAGUCGGGCCAAGUGACGGUCAAUGCGUGGGCGAUGCUUGCUCCCAAUGUUCCAUUCGGGGGAGUGAAGCAAAGUGGCUUUGGUCGAGACAUGGGUGAGGAUGCUCUUGAGGGCUGGACUACUGUGAAGGCCGUCAAAUAUCACAUUGCUUCACACCUCUGA
Molecule: messenger RNA, 1491 nt
Organism: Penicillium digitatum Pd1
Lineage: Eukaryota; Fungi; Ascomycota; Eurotiomycetes; Eurotiales; Aspergillaceae
Product: putative aldehyde dehydrogenase
Molecular function (GO): aldehyde dehydrogenase (NAD+) activity
Source: RefSeq, a predicted model, not a curated record